Messenger RNA from Colletotrichum destructivum, 918 nucleotides. RefSeq names its product Putative mycotoxin biosynthesis protein UstYa. Gene Ontology annotation, biological process: mycotoxin biosynthetic process. The transcript has 3 exons. Bases 1 to 918 code for a protein of 305 amino acids. Lineage: Eukaryota; Fungi; Ascomycota; Sordariomycetes; Glomerellales; Glomerellaceae. The record is from RefSeq and is a predicted model, not a curated record.
AUGAAGGACCUUUACCAAAGUUUACCGGAUCAAGACUCUUCAGAAGAGCUGCCAACUGAGUUCAGAGACGAAUGGAGCUUCCGGUCAAAACUCAUCACGGCUCUUAAUGCCGUCUUUUUCGCCGCAUCAUGUGGAAUCCUACUCAUAUCAUCGACCUGGCUGAAUGACCCCGUUCGCUUGAUGAAGCGGGUUUCGCCCUACAGUACGAACUCGUUCCGCUCAACUCUCGCUUCGCUUGUACUGACUAUGAUCAUCACCGCAGGCCCUAUCCUAGACGAUGUGCCCAUCAAGCUGGAAACGGUGGAAGUAAAAGGAACGCUUUUCAACGACUACAAGCCACCACGCAUAUGGCGCGGGCCGCCAAGUGAGGAGGUUGACAAGGCCUGGGACGACAUGGCCAAGAUCGAGUACUUUGGCGUCAGUGGCGAUGCUCUCAGAAAGAUGGGCAAGGACCCCAAGAUCUCCGUGUCCAUACCGGAAGAAUGGGGCGUCGGCCCCGACAAGUAUCUCGUCGAGAUCGACAUGCAGCAUCAGCUACAUUGCCUCAACGCCGUGCGCAAGUAUGCCUAUUGGGACUACUACUAUGGCAACUCGUACAAGAACGUCUCCAUGGCCCCGAAGAGGCACCAGGCACACUUGGAGCAUUGCAUAGACAUCUUAUUGCAGGCGCUCACUUGCAACCCGUCUCUUGACUUGAUCUCGCACAACUGGAUGAAGACGCAACAAAACCCUUAUCCGGACUUCAACAUCAAGAGGCAGUGCGUCGCUCACGAUCCCAUCUUGAAGUGGCAGCACGAGAAUGGCAUCACGGAGCAAAUCAUGAAGUUCAAAAACCUACCGAGGCCGGAAAACUUUCCAGAAGUCGAGCCAGAGCCUUCCAUUUUGUUAAUAGGCGAGGACUUGGGCCACCAUGAAUGA